Molecule: messenger RNA, 4917 nt
Organism: Diachasma alloeum
Lineage: Eukaryota; Metazoa; Arthropoda; Insecta; Hymenoptera; Braconidae
Product: protein artichoke
Exons: 5
Coding region: 23-4450 (1475 amino acids)
Molecular function (GO): protein binding
Source: RefSeq, a predicted model, not a curated record
GAAAGCUAAACAAGAAAUUGAAAUGCGGACGGGACACAUCAUCAGGGCCUCGAUCUUCAUAGUCGGCUGUCUAAUCAACGCCCAGUCGAUCCUUUCUCACCACGGCCAAAGAAUCAUCUUUCCUUUAACUUACAUCGACCACUCCGUGGAACUUCACAGCAUUACAAAGGAGCUCCCCCUGCAGACAGGAAAAUGCCAGGACUACAGGAAUCGGGACCUAGUGUUGAACCUUCCCGGAGUUUCUCCCCGGAAUUUGUACCCGCGUUUCAUCGACAGUUACCGAGUUUCCUGUUUAUCCCUCACAGACAGUUCAAUAGAGCGCAUUCAAUCCGGAUCGUUUGCGUAUGUAUCCAAUCUCCUCUACCUCGAUCUCUCCCGUAAUCGAAUCCAACUCUGCGACCUCUUGAACUUCGGAAAUCUGGAGAGAUUGAAGACCCUCGUGAUCGAUGAGAACGACUCUCAAGGCCAGGAGACAAACUUAAUCCUCUCAACAUCGAGUUAUUUCUCCCAGCUGGAGCACCUCUACCUCCGCAAAAACUUCUUACGUGACAUCAGCAUCAACCUGAGACAGCACUUUCCAUCAUUGACCCACCUCUACCUCUCCGACAAUCGACUCGACGGUGGAGUGUUCACUUACUUGCAGCUGCCACACACCCUCACCCACCUCCACUUGGAGCGCAAUUGGAUAAGAGAGAUGGACACACGUGAGCUGAUCCAUCUGUCCUCGCUCUUUUUGGACGGCAAUCGCAUAGCGUCGAUUUGCUCCUGGCAGUGUCAUAGCGGCAAUCACCUUGCGCUGAGAGGAAUGACCGGAUUGAAGUUCUUAUCGCUGUUGAGAAACGAGAUAAGCUACGUCGAGAGGGGGUGCUUUGACGAGACGAGGAGUCUUCAGAGUCUGAACCUGGCGCACAAUUCGAUCAGUCAUUUACCCCCGGGGACCCUUGAUGUUCUCCAACGGCUGGAGGACUUGUCUUUGAGCUACAAUCGUCUCACGCAGGUGCCGGACGUCAGCAGAUUGAUGAUGAUAGGAAGCUUGUCCCUGGAUCACAACAACAUCGACAGAAUAUCAUCUUACGCAUUCGCAAAUCUGCAUUGUCUCAAGUGGCUGUCCCUCGGGGGCAACAGGAUCAACUCUGUCGAGGCAAACGCCUUUGUUGAUCUUCCAUUCUUGGAGGAACUUGACCUCUCCGAUAAUCAACUGUCUUAUCUCCCCUGGGGAUGGAUCUCCGGCACUUGCCUCCGACACUUGGACGUCCGCAAUAAUCAUUUCACCAGUUUUGAGAGCUUAUCACUUCGUAAUCUGUGGACCUUGACUCAUCUGUAUGUGCAGGGUACACCCUUGAGCAAUGUUAUUACUACAACACAUUGGCAGAUUGGGUAUAAUACAACGGUGCAUGUCAAGUACAGUUCGUCCGUCAACCGGGGACCUUGUUAUGCCUCGUGUGAUGGUGGUUACACCAUACCGAGGAUAACUUUCCGUGAUGAGUGGACUCGUGAAUUACGAGUUCAUAAAAGUGAAGAAGUUCCUUCAUGUGAAGACGAAGAAGAUGGUCUUGGUAUUCACAUCAAUCUCACUAAAGUGGAAAUAACAAAAAUCAGAGCCGACUUUCUGACGAGCUCCCUCGUUACGUGUCUCACCUUGAAAGAUAAUUCCAUAUUGGAAAUUGAUGAAGAAGCAUUCAGAGGAUUGCCAAAUUUGCACUACCUUAACUUGGCUGGAAAUAAAAUUCCGCAAAACAAAUUUGACUAUGACUGGUCAACUAUCAAAACGUUAGUACUGGAUUUCGCUAUUGCCGCGUGUGAAAACAAUAACGGUUAUAGGAAUGAAGAGUGCUAUCGAAAUGGAUGGAUCCCCCAGCCGAAGUACAAUAACUUGCGUUUUCCAAUACUUUCAAAAUUACCAAGUUUAGAAAAAUUGUAUCUCCGUAAUAAUGGCCUCCAGUCGCUGACCUGGAAUCGACGUAUGGCAAACCUCACUCAUCUGUACUUAGAUGAAAAUAGAAUCAAUCUCAGUGAUCUCAUCGCAUUCAUUCCGCCCACAUUAACCCAUCUCUCUCUUUCUCGUAAUCUCAUCCAACUGUUCGCACAUUCUCCGAUAUUACUCCAAUUGGAGGAAUUAACAUUGGAUGGCAAUAAUAUUCGGGUGCUGUGUUAUGAUUACAACUGUUUCGAACCAAACCCGCAACUGCCACAAGAUCCGGAGGAACCUACAAAGUUGCCAUGGGAAGAAUCCGAUGCUGACAGGGUAAAAGUUGGAAGUUACAUAGACCUGAGAGGUGCCACAAAGUUGAGAAAAUUAUCGAUGGCAUCGAAUGAAUUAAUGGUGAUUCGUGACGGUGCUUUCACGGAUCUGAAGAGCUUGCAAUACCUGGACCUCUCCAGUAACUCUUUCCGAUACAUUCAGCCGGAGGCCUUCAGAAGUGCGGAGAAUCUAACAACUUUAUUACUGAGUAAUAAUACACUGAAACACGUGCCAAAUUUCGCUCACUUGGAGAGUUUGGAGAUGUUGAUGUUGGAUGGGAAUGAAAUAACUGCUGUAGAAUCAGCUCCAUUUUUGAACCUCACAAUGCUGCAAAUCUUGAGUUUGGCGAAGAACUCGAUCAAUCAAAUUGAUCCGAUGCUUUUGGAGGCGCUCCCUCUGCUGUAUGAACUGGAUUUAUCAGGGAAUCGACUGACGACUCUUCCAGGGAACUGGAUGUCACCUGAGACCGCUCUCCGUCGUUUGCAUUUGGAUAGUAAUUUAUUCACGAAUAUCGAGAAUAUGGCUCUGAGGAAUGUUACCGAUUUGGAGUACCUGAACAUCGCGGGAAACCCGUUUCAACUCUUAUCAGUCAAGUCCCUGAUACAGUUACCGGAAAAUACUGUCAUCAAUGCUGAAGUUGUUUCUUUUAACGGAGACAGGUCCCAUUCCUCUACCCUCAGUUCGCUCAGCUCCACCGCGAAACAAACACCGGUCUCCAACCUCACCAUGUUUACCUCCAAAAUCCUAAUCCCCCUUUGCCUCUCCCUAACCCUGGUAUCGCCGCUGUCAGUGAGGAAUUCCAGCUGCGAAGAGGACCUCCGCCUGAACAUCAAUCUAGCUGGCAGUGGCUUGCAGCGCCUGAAGGACAAAUUCCUGUCGAGUUCGCUGAUAAAUUCCCUCCACCUGGAGGACAACCAGAUCUGGAACAUCGCGGAAGAGGCCUUCGUGGACCUAACGAACCUCCAGUACCUGAACCUCGCUGGGAACCUGUUGCCGUACAGCAAGCUGAGUCACAGCUUUCCAAAGCUGAAAACCCUGGUCCUAGACAAGGCCUUCACCCUAGUCCCUCAGGAGGACUUGCAAGAAUCCUUCACCACGCACUGCUCCCCCUGCCUGUCGAAGCUCCCGCAAAGGGCCCCAAGAGAUUUCGGCCUCCACCUGAACAUCUCCGGAGGAAUGCCUGAGCUAGAGCAGCUGCACCUGCGCAGCAACAACAUCAUGACGAUCUCAGGCCUGCAGAACACGCCGAAUCUCACGUACCUCUACCUCGGGAGCAACCACAUCUCCAGAGGAUUCUCUGAAGCCCUCGUCCCCCCGACGCUGAAGCACCUGCACCUGGAGAACAACUUCAUCGAAUCCUUCAACUCCUCCGUGACGAGGCAGCUCGAGGAAUUGGUCCUGGACCACAACAACAUCUACCGCUUGUGCUCAGACAAUUGCAGUCAGCGAAAGCGUGAGACGUACGAACACGAGCCGAUGCUGAAUCUGGCAGGGGCUGUGAGCCUCCAGAUCCUGUCGGUAGCUGAUAAUCUGCUGAUGUAUGUGGAUGAGGGCGCUUUCGACGACCUCGAGAGCCUCCAGUUCCUCAAUCUUUCUGGUAAUUAUCUCGAGAUAUUCCCGUUAGACGUCUUCGGAAACCUCACGAACCUGAAGUCACUGGCCCUGAGCGAUAAUUUUUUGAAGGAAAUCCCGGAUGUCGACGACUUGGAAGAGUUAGAAGUCCUUCUGCUGAACGGAAAUGGCGUGAAGACCGUCACCCAAGCGUCAUUCACAAAUUUACCGAAACUGAAGACUCUCAGUUUCGCUAAUAAUCACCUGAGUGAAAUCGAUGCCGGUUCAUUCGACGCCCUGACUUCACUCAACGAAUUGGAUUUGUCCGGUAAUAAGCUUCUUAUAUUGCCGGAAAAUUGGAUAGCGGGGAGUUUCCUGCAGCGACUGCAUUUGGAUAGCAAUUCAUUCACGGGAAUUGAGAAUAUGUCUCUGAAUAAUGCGAGCUGCAUUGAGUAUCUGAGCAUUGCGGGCAAUCCGCUGGUGAGUUUAUCCACUAAGGCGCUGAUGAAGUUACCGAAGACUGUUGUGAUUAAUAUCGGAAGAAGGGGAGCGGCCGGCGGCGAGAGGAGGGAGAAAUGCCAGUGCGAUAAUCUCAUCUGUGAGGAGAGGAGAUUUAAGAACUUUGAGGGAUUGGAAUCCAUGGAGAGGGCUCAGUAAUAACGAUACCAGUGAAAUCAUUCGUCAUCAUUGUUUUUGCAUUAUAUCAUUGUUAAAUUUCACCAUUAUAUUUUACGAGAAAAUAUGCUUUAUUGUGUCAUUAUUUGACCUAUUGUUAUGGAGGGAAAUAAAGGCUUUAGGGUGAAUUGAAGAAUUGAAAUUUAGUCUCGAAAUUUUAGCGAGUAGGGAAUGACUGCGAAAUAAAAAUAUGUUAAAAUAAUGCAAUUCGUAUGGAUGGGAUACUUGGUCGUAUAACUUUCUGGAUUGUUUGAUCUUAGUGAUGCUUUCCGUCCUGACAGUUUUGUCAAAUUUUAUCGAUUAAUGAUUUCAUUUUUAUAUUGUCUGUAGACUGUAGUUUGAUCCUGUAAUUGGCCUUGUGCUGUUGGGUCUUUAUGAAAUAAAAUGAAAUGAAGUGUAACUUCUGCAAGCAACCAAUAAAUAUAUAGCAAAGCAAUGUAAAAAUUAAA